This is a messenger RNA of Colletotrichum karsti, 1566 nucleotides long. RefSeq lists its product as uncharacterized. Lineage: Eukaryota; Fungi; Ascomycota; Sordariomycetes; Glomerellales; Glomerellaceae. The coding region runs from base 1 to 1566 and encodes 521 amino acids. The transcript is spliced from 2 exons. The record is from RefSeq and is a predicted model, not a curated record.
AUGCCUCGAAAAGGCGGGGCGAAAUCUUCGGCCGCAACAAGUCUCGACCAGUUGUUGCGAGACUUUACUGCUGCCUUCGAGGCUUCCCAAGAGAAGCUAGCUGAGGCGUACGACAACCUCGCUUCGGGCUACAAACAGUACCAGUCGAAACUCCCAAAGACACGACCCCGAGUCCCAUUCGCCCAGUGGACCACCACAAACAUUGACGCUCCCGUCCUCCUUCGCGUCCUCGAGGCGAAAUUCGGUUCUUGCUGGACCAGCCUGCCGAAAUCCGAACAGACUCGCCGCCUCCAGGCCGUCAAAGCUCUCGAGCUUCAACAUCCGCUUGAGCUUUUUCUUUGGUUUGGAGCAGCUGCAGUGAGAUCCCGAGAGGCCUGGCUGGGUAUCGACGCUCUCGACGUAACUGCCCCGACGUUCUUUUCGGAGGUUCUCGCCGUCCGCGCCGAUAGGCAUCGUCGACCUCGCCACUACCUCACCAAUGAGUUCACGCCCUCGGAGAUAAUUUCGGCAAAAAAGCAACUGGCGGAACGAUUGCAGCAGAAAAGCGAAGAAGCCGAACAGUCUGUUGGCGAAUCCGAAGUAACCGACGACGAAUCCGAUCGCCGAAGCGAAACAGACCACACCCAGCCCGACAAAUCCUCUACAUCCAUUGCUCCCACGAGCGACGGGGAUUCCCAAGGUGGAGAUUCCAACGACCGCGAGACACAGUCGAAGACAGCCGGCCAGAACCAGAGUCGAGAGACCUACUUUUCUAGAACAUCACCAUCAUCACCGACAGGCGACGACGAUUCUCGCCAGAAGACGUACGGCGCAAGCACCGGCUAUUUCCGUACCCGCGAUCAGGAAGAGGAAGACGAUUUGGUCAGAUACUCACCCUCGCCGCUCAACGCCCAGUCACCUUCACAAAUGGCGAUGACAGGCACUGUGGACACAGGAUCGGGGGCUGGUAUGGGUGCAACAGCCAGCAGGAUGCGUUCCAGAACGGGUGCGGCAUCUAUGGAAGACAGCGGCAUUGGUAUGAACGACUCCGACGUCGAGGAAACGGAGCAGGAGGUGGGCAAGGCGGACAAGUCCUCUGAUCACCGUGACGAGACCGACACAGAGACAUCGCGGCAGAAGCGCAAAGAAGCCGAGACAGUGCCGGCUACCGACGUCGCCGCCUUGGAGGAGAUCUUCAAAAAGGGCCUUGAGCAGGUUGUUGGGGCGAAAGUUUACAUCGCGCGCCAAGAAGACGACGAGAGCGAGGCAAUGCAGGAUUCCGCUGUACUCAAGAGCAACAUGAUCGAGAUCAAAGAGCGUAUGGUUGCCCGAGCAGCCGAGCUUCUGCGCGCGGCCGAAGGUUCAGAGGAAGAGUGGGUAAGCCAUUCCCAGGGAGAUCUCAGGGCUGGCGAUUGGGAAAAGGGCCUUAUACAGGCGGGCUGUCAGAAGCGGAAGAGGACGGAGGACGCCGCCACGUCCCGGGCGAAGCGAGUCAAGGCGGAGACAUGCGUACGGAAGAUCGCGCUGCAGGUUUAUGAAGCGUCUCAAACGUUGGAGGAACUGCAAAGAAUUUGCGAGAAGGACUGA